This is a messenger RNA of Arabidopsis arenosa, 1110 nucleotides long. Lineage: Eukaryota; Viridiplantae; Streptophyta; Magnoliopsida; Brassicales; Brassicaceae. The record is from the annotation of a GenBank genome assembly.
CCUCGCACCAUCUUCUCUUGAGAUCAAGAUUGAGUAUUCUUGUCUCAAGAAUCGAUAUUCGAGAGCUCUUAUGGACCAAAAUGGUCAUAAAGACGAAGGGGAAACAGUUUCAUGCGGCAACGGUAGCUGCAAGAGCAAGAUCGUGCCUGGAGAUGAUCACGGUGGAGAUGAGAGCAGUGGUAGCAAGAGAAGGAAGAAGAGAAAAUCGCAACAAAAGACAAUGAAACGACGAGAAUUAAUGUCGUAUUGUGAGCUGCCGGACUACAUGAAAGAUAACGAAUACAUAUUGAAUUAUUACAGAGCUGAUUGGUCCAUUAGAGAUGCUUUCUUCAGCGUCUUUAGUUUCCACAAUGAGUCUCUCAACGUUUGGACACAUUUAAUUGGUUUUAUCUUAUUUGUGGCACUAACCGUCGCCAACAUUAUUCAUCACGAUGGAUUCUUCCCCGUGGAUGCAAAGAGUCCAGGAAAUGUAACAAGAUGGCCAUUCUUCGUUUUCUUAGGAGGGUCAAUGUUCUGCCUACUCGCAAGUAGCAUUUGCCACCUCUUCUGUUGCCACUCAAAAGACCUUAAUGUCUUCCUUCUCCGCAUAGACUAUGCCGGUAUCACCGCCAUGAUCAUCACUUCCUUCUUCCCACCAAUCUUCUACAUCUUCCAAUGCACUCCUCGGUGGUACUUCAUCUACCUCGCAGGCAUCACUUCCAUGGGAAUCUUCACAAUCAUCACACUUUUCACCCCAUCACUUUCCGCUCCCAAGUACAGAGCUUUCCGCGCUUUGCUCUUCGCCUCCAUGGGGCUCUUUGGGAUUGUCCCAGCUGUCCACGCGCUAGUGGUCAACUGGGGAAACCCGCAAAGGAACGUGACGCUCGUGUACGAGUUGCUGAUGGCAGUGUUCUAUCUUGUUGGAACAGGGUUUUAUGUAGGGAGAGUGCCGGAAAGGCUUAAACCGGGAUGGUUUGAUCGUGUGGGACAUAGUCAUCAGAUCUUCCAUGUGUUCGUUUUGUUGGGUGCUUUGUCUCACUAUGCAGCUGCUCUCUUAUUCUUGGACUGGCGUGACCACGUUGGUUGUUAAACUAUAUUUGUAAUUCUUUUAAAUAUAAUUAAUUUGUUUGU